Molecule: messenger RNA, 2474 nt
Organism: Tachysurus vachellii
Lineage: Eukaryota; Metazoa; Chordata; Actinopteri; Siluriformes; Bagridae
Product: fibroblast growth factor receptor homolog 1
Exons: 12
Coding region: 445-1680 (411 amino acids)
Biological process (GO): multicellular organism development; positive regulation of kinase activity; protein phosphorylation
Cellular component (GO): signaling receptor complex
Molecular function (GO): ATP binding; transmembrane receptor protein tyrosine kinase activity
Source: RefSeq, a predicted model, not a curated record
GGCUGUCAGCAAGAAAAGGAAACCACAACACUGGUCAUGUUCUGAAUUCUGCACAUCUUCACCGAAAUCAAGCCAUGUAACCACAGCAUGCUGUGUAUUUUAUUAAUCUUGAUCGUGUAAAAUUUAACACUAUAAUAAUAUGGCCCUGGUUGUGAUCUGUGUGAGGCAGAAGGAGAGAAAAAAGUGAAUGUAACAAAGUGCACCAGACCGCAUUCUGCUCUAGUGCUACUUCUCACUCGUAUCGGCAGCUCUACAUCAUAGACACCUGGCUGAAGGCAGUUUCCGUGCGCUCUCAUUGUAGCAGCACACCACAAGGUCGUGUGGACUCCAUGACACUCAGGAUGGUGACAUUUAAGGACUGAAAUGAUAUGAUGCUGAGCUCUUAUUCAGAUCUCUACAAGGAAUGCGUGGAUCUGCCAGACCUGUCCACUUAGGGGAAACAAUAUGUCCUCUCUCAAAACUACAGAAACCCCGAAAUGUGCUGCUCUGGACACUAACCACUACAUUCUCAUUGGCAUCUCUGUUGUCACCGUUUUAAUCACACUUUUGUUUGGCAUUGUGUGCUUCAAAAAAUAUCGAUCUCUGAGUAAGACCAUACAUCAACUUGGACGGGGAAAAUCCGUGACUGUUCCUGCUGAAGACUCCGCUCCUCUUUCUCCCACGUCUCCUCAAUCUUUGUUUGUGAUGCCAUCGUUAGACAGUUCGGCGGAAACGCGGCAACAUAGACAGAAAAGCAGUGUUCGUUUAAUGUGGAGAGCUCCGCAACAGAACCCACAGAUUGCAAGGACGGACCUGAACCUGAUACAGCUGAUCAAAGCUGGGAGGGAAGGGGCUUUCUACAAAGCGAGGAUGUUGCGGGGAACCUGCAAAGGUCACUCAUUUGUUACCUGCAAGAUUGCAAAAGAAGGAGUCACUUCAAAGCAAAUGGAGACUGAAGUUUCUAUUAUGAGGAAGCUGGUGUAUCAUAAAAAUGUACUUCAGCUGCUGGACUGGAACAUGGCUGAGGAGCCCUUCAUGUUGAUCAUGGAGUUUGUGAGCCAUGGGACUCUGCGCAGCUUUCUGCAGACACAUCAUGACAAGCUGAGCGCUGAUGCUGAGAUCCAGAACCUUUUCGCUAUCACCUCCUAUCACAUCGCUCUGGCCAUGGAACACUUACGCUCCAAAAUGGUGGUACACUGUGACCUUGCUUUAAGGAAUAUUCUGGUGAGCCGGUUCCCCUGGGAAAUCAAAGUGGCAGAGUUUGGUCUGGCCAAAGACUUGACUCGUAUGAGAAGUAGACGAAGCACCACGAAAAAACACCAGAGGGAUCGAGUGCCCUUGCGCUGGUAUCCUCCUGAAUAUUUCCGGAACAGCUACUACAGCUUCAAGGGGGACGUGUGGGCUUUUGGUAUUGUGUUAUGGGAAAUGCAGACAUUUGGCAGUCUGCCCUAUCCCAAUUUGGAGACUUCAGAUCAAGUGGUGUAUCACAUUUGUGCUGGAACCAGAAAUAUAGGGCCUGACAGCUGCAGACCAGAGAUACUGCAGAUAAUGAAAGACUGCUGGGUGGAGCCUUAUACAGCCAGACCAUCCUUUUCUGAGCUUGUCAGAACCUUGGAGAGCAUCAUUGAGGAUGAUGCAGAUUACGUGGAUGUUGUAGACCAAAGACCUAAGAGUGUAGCAGAAGAAUUUUCAACAUUAUAAUCCAGUUGGAGUCUAAAUGCAUAUUAAGUCUUUAUCAGAGUCUUUUCCUGCUGUCAGGAGUCACCUAUUUGCACUAAUAACGCUGCGGCUGGAUGUCUGUCAAGCAUCCACUUCAUACUGGAAAACCAUGCAAUUUGAAGCUUUGCCGUUCAUUUUAACAGACUGGUUCAUUUUAGCACUCCAUGUACAAAAUAAAAGUCUCCAUCAGUGACCUUAUUUUGUGCCUGCAUGAACACAACAAAUGAACUCUGGCUCCUUUAAAGUGAAUUGUGCUCAGACCACACUUAAAGAUGGCUUUAGAAUGGUUUAUUCUUUGGUUCACUUGAUUCAAGUCAAGAAGCUUCUAUUGUCAUUUCAGCCAUAUAUAGCUGUUGCAGUACACAGUGAAAUGAGAUGUUUCUCCAGGUUUAUGGUGCUACAUAAAACAUAGAGCUAAGGACUUAGUAAGUACUCCUAGCCACAUAAAGUGCAUCUGUGCAAACAGUGCAGGACAAGACAGAAAGACAGUACAGGACAAAAGACAGUGCAAACAAAAAAUACAAGACAAUACACAAAAGACAAUACACAGAAAGUGCCGACCAGUGUAAAUACUGUUCAAACGAUUAUUAAUAUUGUGCAGAAAUACUGGAAUGAACACAGUAUUAUAGCAGCACUAUAAUACACUGUUUAUGCUCCAUUCCCCUCAUGCUGCUUCUCACCAUGCUUUUUAGCUCCACUAUAAUAAUUCUGUAUCUCCAAGUGCUAAUGCUUUAUGUCAUGUAAAUAAAGUGGUCGGUGUUUGCUUGCUGAUUGUA